UGAAACAGUGAAAUAAGGAAAAUACGAAAAUGUCUGGUCGCGGUAAAGGUGGAAAAGUGAAGGGAAAGGCAAAGUCGCGUUCUAACCGCGCUGGUCUUCAGUUUCCCGUUGGUCGUAUUCACCGCCUCCUUCGUAAGGGCAACUAUGCUGAACGUGUUGGUGCCGGUGCUCCUGUCUACUUGGCUGCCGUUAUGGAAUAUUUGGCCGCUGAAGUUUUGGAGUUGGCUGGCAAUGCUGCACGCGACAACAAGAAAACUAGAAUUAUUCCUCGCCACUUGCAAUUGGCCAUUCGUAACGAUGAGGAGUUAAACAAACUGCUUUCGGGCGUCACCAUUGCCCAGGGCGGUGUUUUACCCAACAUCCAAGCAGUUCUGUUGCCCAAGAAGACGGAAAAGAAGGCAUAAUUUGCUAGUUAACUAAACAAAAAAAAAAAAAGACAGCGUAUACAUUUGUAAAUAGUCGAAACCAACCGUCCUUUUCAGGACGACCAAAAAUAUUAAAAAAGAG
Messenger RNA from Drosophila novamexicana, 507 nucleotides. RefSeq names its product histone H2A. The record is from RefSeq and is a predicted model, not a curated record. The transcript has a single exon. Bases 30 to 404 code for a protein of 124 amino acids. Lineage: Eukaryota; Metazoa; Arthropoda; Insecta; Diptera; Drosophilidae. Gene Ontology annotation, cellular component: nucleosome. Gene Ontology annotation, molecular function: DNA binding; protein heterodimerization activity; structural constituent of chromatin.